AUGCCCGAGAUCCACGAGCAGUGCUUCAUGCCCGACAGCCGAAGGCAGGUCCGCGCGCAGAAGGCGGGGGUCAUCGGCAUCAGCUCGGAGAGGCGCAUCAUCACCGCGGUCAGGAAGUGGUGCCCCGUCCCCUCGGCCCCCGCCACGAAGAUCAGAAACUCGACCUGCGACUGCUGCCCGAAGCCGUCGCUCGGCGGCGGGCUCGGGGCGGAGGCGUCGCUGUCAGAGGCGUCAGAGGGCAGCGGCGACGACGCGGAGCCGUCGGCCGGCGCUGACCUGUCGGGGCCUGGGAGCUGCGACUGGAUGACUGCAGAGGAGAAGCAGACGGCCGAGAGCGAGAUCGUGGCCCACACGUUCGGCGGCUUCGGGGACGGCGUCCGCAGAAUUCUUCGGCAGGCGGCGGACCAGCUGAGUAACAAACUUUCGCACGCUCAGCACCUCGAUGAGGUCACAUGGACCACCAAGAACUGGCACGGGCUGCAGAUGCAGCGCUUGUCUGUCGUUCUCCACACCGCCGUGGCGUGGCAGACGGUGAACGAGCUAGCGUGCGGGGACAGCGGCAUUGUGCACGGAGCUAAGUGCAUUGCCGUUCUUAACGGAGUCGCUUAG
Emiliania huxleyi CCMP1516 is the source of this 609-nucleotide messenger RNA. RefSeq lists its product as hypothetical. The transcript has 5 exons. The coding region runs from base 1 to 609 and encodes 202 amino acids. NCBI's taxonomy places the organism in Eukaryota, Haptophyta, Isochrysidales, Noelaerhabdaceae. The record is from RefSeq and is a predicted model, not a curated record.